CUCUUUCCGAGUCUCGGACAUGAAGCUUACGAUUGAUUUUGUUAGUGAGAAGCUCAGUUUCGCUUUAAGCCCGACAAGCGGGUGGUGUUGGUUGGUUGUUGAUAGAGGACUCGAAAUAGCUUUAUUUGCACCGUUCCCUUCUUUAUCGAAUAGGGUUCCUCCGUCACUUCAAAUUUUACUAGGGAUGAUAACCAGAGAACGCUCUCCACUAAGACUCCCGUAUGAUAUGCAGGUUAAAGCUCCCGUUUCAGAUGCUGAAGGCUCGUUGAGACCUCUUAUCUCAUACCGCUUCGUCCUACUUCAGCUAAAUGGAAUCUUUCGUAAAGCCAUCCUGAAAGUAAGCUAUCGAACGUGGCCUUCUACGCCUGCUUGCCUUCUAUUUGACAUCCCUAUCACCUGGCGGCUAAACCAUCCGUUGAUGAGGGAACUAUUGAAGCUUCUAAAGCAGCCCUUUCCGCUGCUCCUACAUCUAUCUAGGAAGGAAGUCCGCUACGAUAGCCCGAGAGGAAGUCUAAGGUUCAGCUUCAAGUGGACAGCUUUCUUCCUAAACAUCCGAGUUCGAAGCGAAGGCCCUUCUCUGCUGAUUCGUCCUAAGAUAAGGAAGAGCUUAACCCACACCCAAAGCAAAUUCCUUCCUCUUCCCUUCCUCACCUUCACAGAAGAAUCUCUUUCUUCUGUGAAGGUGAGAGAAGGACUGGCCUUAACAACGAAUUUCGUAAAGCGCAAGAAGGGGCUUGGAAAAAGCAUUCGAAGGAACUCGGACAUCGCGCGGCCAUUGGUCAAGAUCUCCCCUGAUGACAUCAUUACACAUUCAUUCAACGCUUCCCCGGCGGGGUAAGAAAGUAAGAUUGAACUACUGAAUAAGAGAAGCAUUGUGAUUUCCUUGAUUUAAGGACUUUAGCGUCUCAUUGCGGAAGCAGAAGUUCUUUCAUUCCUCAUUCACUUCUAGGACUUGGGUUAGAGAGGGGGAAUAUAGUAAAUAAAUAAAGUAAAAGUGCAGUU
Arabidopsis arenosa is the source of this 1002-nucleotide messenger RNA. Lineage: Eukaryota; Viridiplantae; Streptophyta; Magnoliopsida; Brassicales; Brassicaceae. The record is from the annotation of a GenBank genome assembly.